This is a messenger RNA of Porites lobata, 824 nucleotides long. Lineage: Eukaryota; Metazoa; Cnidaria; Anthozoa; Scleractinia; Poritidae. The record is from the annotation of a GenBank genome assembly.
AUGGACGCAAUCUAUAAGGAGAACCCGUCAAUCCAGCCUCCAUAUGUUAUUGACAACUGCAAGAAAAGCGGUGAAUCUGAUCUGUCAGUCGAAGAAACUACAAGCUUCGAAGGAAGUGGCGAGAAAUUUCCAUUGCCUUGCUAGAAAAGCACCUUGAAAUCAAGGAGGCUGAAAUGAAUAGUUCUAGUAGUGGGAAAAGUGGCAUUUCUCAACCCUCUUUCCCAUCUCUUAUCUAAUCCUCCAGUUUUUUAAGCUGUCCUUAGCUUAAUGUAGGUCCCUGCCAUGCAUGGAAAAAACCAGACUAGGAGAUUAAGGUGAGAAAUUCUCACCUUAAUCUCCCAGUUUGGUUUGGUUAUGCAAGUCCCUAUGCCACGUGAUAAUUAUGGUUAAAUUAAUUCCAAACGUGCCCAUCCUUUCCCAAGCAUUUGUAAUUUUUUUUUCCUUGCGAAAGCUGUAAAUGUGGGGCUGGCAGAUCCUUACAAAAAUUGUUGUAUUGGGUUUGAGUACAUGCCAUUGGAUUAUCUGUGAUAUGUUCCCCUCCGAUCUAUACUCUAGACAUAUUUACAAUGGAUGAAAGCAAGGAAGGUGUGACAGAGUCUGAAGGAGGAUCAAUGUCAGGUAGCACUGUUGAAAGCAAGGAAAGUCUGUCAGAGUCUGAGGGAGGAUCAACAUGUGACAGUACUGUUGACAACAACAGAAAGAGAGGCAAGAAAAUAACAGGAUCCAAAACAGACAAAUCAAAGAAAAAGACAAAACUUGAAAAGUCUCUAGAUGCCAUAUGUGCAAACUUCAUGGAAGUGUCACAAGCUGAUGUUAAAAGGUAG